UGGCGGCCAAACGCGGGCUUUUUCUAUCUAGCACGGAGUCCGAGUGCCCCAAGGAAACUAGUCCCCGUGCCUUUUUCCGGCACGCGAAUAACCGUCAUUGUGUGUUAACGGAAAGGGUCCGGCGGGAAACUUUGGCACCGCGGCGAAGGAGCCGGCAGAACUUGGUUCCCGCGCGGAUGCUGGGGCUGUGAGGCGUUGUGAGGUGGAUCUGUUGCGGAUCUCAGAAGGACGCUGGGGCUUGUCUUCCUCCGCUGCCGCUAUGAUUCCGGUGUCGCUGCUGCUGGUGGUGGUGGGUGGUUGGACUGCCAUCUACCUGACCGACUUGGUGUUGAAGUCAUCUGUUUACUUUAAGCAUUCUUAUGAAGACUGGCUGGAAAACAAUGGAUUGAGCAUCUCCCCCUUUCACAUAAGAUGGCAAACUGCAGUUUUUAAUCGUGCCUUUUACAGUUGGGGACGACGGAAAGCAAGGAUGCUUUACCAAUGGUUCAAUUUUGGAAUGGUGUUUGGCGUAUUUGCCAUGUUUAGCUCUUUUUUCCUCCUUGGGAGAACACUGAUGCAGACUUUGGCACAGAUGAUGGCAGACUCUCCCUCUUCUUAUUCUCCCUCCUCUUCCUCCUCCUCCUCCUCCUCCUCCUCCUCUUCCUCUUCUUCCUCUUCCUCCUCUUCCUCCUCCUCUCUUCAUAGUGACCAGGUGUUGCAAGUUGUGGUUCCUGGUAUAAAUUUACCUGUCAGUCAGCUGAGCUACUUCUUCGCCGCAGUCCUCAUUAGUGGUGUUGUACAUGAAAUUGGACAUGGUAUAGCUGCUAUUAGGGAACAAGUUCGAUUUAAUGGCUUUGGAAUUUUUCUCUUCAUUAUAUAUCCUGGAGCAUUUGUUGAUCUGUUCACCACCCAUUUACAACUUAUAUCACCAGUCCAACAACUAAGGAUAUUUUGUGCAGGUAUAUGGCACAAUUUUGUUCUUGCCCUCCUGGGUAUUUUAGCUCUUGUUCUCCUCCCUGUAAUUCUCUUGCCAUUUUACUACACUGGAGUUGGGGUGCUUAUCACUGAAGUUGCUGAGGACUCACCUGCCAUUGGACCCAGAGGUCUUUUUGUGGGAGACCUUGUCACUCACCUGCAGGAUUGUCCUGUUACUAAUGUGCAAGAUUGGAAUGAAUGCCUAGACACCAUUGCUUAUGAGCCACAAAUGGGCUACUGUAUAAGUGCAUCAACAUUACAACAACUAAGCUUCCCAGUUAGAGCAUACAAACGACUAGAUGGCUCUACUGAAUGCUGUAACAAUCACAGCCUCACAGAUGUGUGCUUCUCCUACAGAAAUAAUUUUAAUAAGCGUUUGCAUACAUGUCUACCUGCCCGGAAAGCAAUUGAAGCUACUCAAGUUUGUAGAACUAAUAAAGAUUGUAAAACAAGCUCAAGUUCAAGUUUCUGUAUAAUACCAUCUUUGGAAACUCACACUCGCUUAAUAAAAGUGAAACAUCCCCCUCAAGUCGAUAUGCUAUAUGUAGGACAUCCACUGCAUCUUCACUACACAGUGAGCAUCACAAGUUUUAUCCCACGUUUCAAGUUUCUAAGCAUAGAUCUGCCAGUGAUUGUGGAAACAUUUGUCAAGUACCUGAUUUCCCUUUCCGGAGCUCUAGCUAUUGUUAAUGCAGUACCCUGCUUUGCUUUGGAUGGUCAGUGGAUUUUAAACUCUUUUCUGGAUGCUACCCUUACCUCAGUGAUUGGGGACAACGAUGUCAAAGAUCUGAUAGGAUUUUUCAUCUUGCUUGGUGGCAGUGUACUUUUGGCUGCCAAUGUGACACUGGGACUCUGGAUGGUUACAGCACGGUAAUAUUUAUUUUCAGCCAGUAGAAUCUCUGAGUUACAGCUAAGUGGUAAUAUCUAUUGCCAUUGAGAUUUUCACUUGGUGUGAAAUGUAAAGUUGUUUUCUUAGAACAUCUUGACAAGCAUCUUUGAAUUCCUCCUAUAUCCAGAGAAUCUAAACUCUGGUAGAGAAUGAGUGGAAGAAAUGAAAGGCAUAACUCCUUAUUACAUUCUGGUUUUCAAGACUGAAUGUGCAAACUUCUAGUGUGUGUGAAACAAUUUGUAAACAAGUGAAAAUUCAUUCAUUCAUUCAAUGUAAUACCAUUUUGUGUGCCCAUAGCAUUUUGAAAUAGUAUAACGGAAAGCAGAAUUGGAUGGGAAAACCUUUUGUGGGUGUGUAUGUGUGUGUGUGCAUGUGUAUGUGUGUGUGCGUGUGUGUACAUGAAUGUGUGUGUGCGUGAGUGUGUGCGUGUGUGUGUGUGUGUAGUACUGAGGUUUGAAACCAGGGCCUCACUUAUGCUAUGUAUGCUAAGCAAGCCCUGUACCACUGACCUAUACCCGAGCCCCAGGUAACAUUUA
Messenger RNA from Nannospalax galili (Upper Galilee mountains blind mole rat), 2379 nucleotides. It is a transcript of the gene Mbtps2, whose product is annotated as membrane bound transcription factor peptidase, site 2. Lineage: Eukaryota; Metazoa; Chordata; Mammalia; Rodentia; Spalacidae. The record is from RefSeq and is a predicted model, not a curated record. Gene Ontology annotation, biological process: regulation of response to endoplasmic reticulum stress; membrane protein intracellular domain proteolysis. Bases 260 to 1828 code for a protein of 522 amino acids. Gene Ontology annotation, molecular function: metalloendopeptidase activity; protein binding. The transcript is spliced from 11 exons. Gene Ontology annotation, cellular component: cytoplasm; membrane.